CUGAAAAAAAAAAUGCUUUUAGUGAGAAUGACCCUGUAAUUUUCAAAAGAGCUAGCAUUAUUAAAAGAGUUUUCCUUGCAUGGCAACAUAAGUGAAUGAGAACGAAAGAAACAACGAAACGAAAAGUUGAUUUGGGAACUUUCUCGUGAGAUGUUGCCCGGAAGUUGUCAAAACUUGGUGAUUAUUUUGCAUCAGAUCAUGAUAAGAAAAUCUCCACAUUGUACUUGAUUUAUCCUUUCUGGUUUUCAUUCAAAGUCAUGUUAGGUUAAUCAGGUUAUUCUUGGUAGUGUUCUAUUCAUGAACAGAACAACAACCAGAAGAAAAUGUUUUUCAGCAGAGCUCAAAACUUGGGCUCAAAAAAUGAUAGACCCGAACAUUCCAACCAUGGAAGUUGCUCCAGGACUGACACUGCUCCUGAAGGUCACAGACUGUGUGAUAAAGAACAUGAACAGCAAAUUGAUAACUCAAAUACAGUAUUAGAAAAAAUUGCUAGCUUGUAUGCGGAACGGCUUCUUAGUGAUAUCACAUUAGAAGUCGGUGGGAAGCAUUUUGCAGCUCAUCGCCUCAUUCUUUGUGCUUCUAGUGAUGUUUUUCAGGUAAUGUUGAUGAAUCCAAAUUGGAGUGAAUCGCAAGAAACAAAAAUAUGCUUGCAAGAAGAUCCAGCGUGUGUACUUGUAUUUCCUGAUUUUUUGAAAUAUCUAUAUACAGGCAAACUUCACAUAAAUCACUUCCUUGUCUUGCCCUUGGUUACUUUGGCCGAUAAAUAUAAUGUAAAGGAUUUAGUUCAUCUUUGCGUUGAUUAUAUGUGUCGCCAUGUAGUGUCUGCCACACGUCAUAACCAAUUGGUUUUGUGGUUACAGUAUACUCUGAAUUGUGGUCAUAGUUUAGUAUACAAAGCAUGUGCAAGCUUUAUAACUUGGAACUUUGAGUUGGUGUGUGAUAUGGAAGACUUUGGAUCUUUAGAAACUGAAGUUCUAAUAAGUUUCCUUCGGCAGUCCGACUUGGUUAUUAGUGAUGAAGUUGCUGUUUUCCAGUGUGUAGCAAAGUGGCUUGCUAUUCAGGAACAAAAAUUGCUCUCUAUACAUAGCCAGCCUGAUGCAAGUUAUCAUUUUGCCAAUCUUGUAACAGAAGUAAUGUCUCAUGUACGAUUUCCAAUGAUGUCACCACGCCAGUUGGCAAGUUUGCUUAUUCAUUCUCUCACUAGUCGUUUCAAAGACUUUUUCAUUGAAAGAAUGGCCUUGGCCAUGGCCUUCCAUUCAAAUCAAACUGAUCAUCGAGUACUAGAUGCUCUUCAAAAAGAAGAUGGACUUCUUUUAUUUACUCCACGCCUCUACACUGCCGAAAAAUGGAGUGCCUGUCUUUCAGUGGAAAACUACCAUUCUUUACAAUCCUAUGGCGUUUCCACGCUAGUCUUUACAACCCCAUGUAGCUUUUCUGAAUGUCACUCUAAUGAGACUUUUGAGUGGACUGCAGAACUCUACCCAAAGGGCGUGUGGUUUAAGAAGUUUUUUCUUAUCGUUUGGCAAGGGACUUUGGAAGUUCCUGAAUCGGUGUCUAAGACCGUCAGGCUGUCUUUGACGCAAAAAGAUCCGGAUGUAGUUGCAAGAGUCUCAGUUGGUAUUCUGAUCUGUGGUAAGCAAGAUGGUAUAGAGCACGUUCGUAAGGUUGUGCAGAAGAAUUUUGUCUUCACCGAUGAAGAACGCAUGCUCAAUAUUAACGAGUUGGUUCCUUUUGAUGAUCUCAAUGACUUAAGAUCUAGCAGAUCCUCAUACCUAACUGGGCCCAAUUCUGAUUGCUUUAAGCUACAUAUUGUUAUAACUCCUUUAUGUGCAUUUUGACUAUAAUUUUCUCGUGUAUACAUGCUUUUUUAUACCAUUUAAUGUGCCUAGUUAUUUGGUACUAUUUAAAAGAGAAGGCAAGUGAUUUUUUAAAUAAGAUUUUGAUAUGUAUUUGGUGAAUAAAAAUUAAAGUUUA
Molecule: messenger RNA, 1974 nt
Organism: Parasteatoda tepidariorum (common house spider)
Lineage: Eukaryota; Metazoa; Arthropoda; Arachnida; Araneae; Theridiidae
Product: BTB/POZ domain-containing protein 17
Molecular function (GO): protein binding
Source: RefSeq, a predicted model, not a curated record